GAUUAUGGAAAAUUUAUUACGAGAAAAACUAAUUAGUGUCUUUCCUACAAUGGAUUCUCAAGAAGUUACUAAAGUCAUCAAUGGUUUAUUGUUGCUAGGCCUUGAGACGGAAGGGGAUUUAAAAUAUUUAAAAGAGCAAGACCUAAUAACAUUGCUUCCUCCAAUUAAGUCUAGACGUUUUUUGUCUGUUUGUCAACCAGUUGAACUAUUACUAACAAAUGCUCCAUCAUCUUUAAGUUUGAUCUCUCCAGAACCCUCUAAUUCAAGUAUUAUUACAUCUUCAGAUUGGGCCCAAUCGUUUAUUGUAAACUGGGAAAAGUUUCCGUUAGAUUUUUUGAAAGAUUUAAACAAUAAGAAAAAGCCUACUGAGUCAAAUAUCCGACAAAUGGUUGGAUUAUUAAUGAGUGAUGUAUUUUUGUUUGAUCGUAAGCCAAGUCGACAAAAUUUGCGUAUUGUAGCUCAAAAGGUUGUUUCAAGAUUUCCUGAUUCAUUUGUAGAUGAAAUAAAUGGAAAAGUAAUAUCCAAUGGAGUUGAAACAUUAAUGUUUAGGAUGGAAUCCAGAAAAGAAAAUGCAAAUCGAAAUGUUUCUUUUUCAAGUACACCUGUUAUAUUAACAAAAAGAAUGAAGUUAAAUGUUCAUAGUAUUGAAAAUUGGGACCCAAAUUUAUCUAGUCAAUCUGUAGAGUUAAAAAAUACCAAGGAACAGCUUCAACAAAUCUAUAGAAUUUUGCCUUGAAAUACAAAUGAUGUUAAAAAAUUUAUGUCGGAUACUUAUUCACUGCAGCGUCAAACAAUAAAUGCUGUCAUUCCUUUUGCAGAAGUAUUGAUUGAAUGGCCGUUUCUAUCUCAAAUAGAAUACCUUCAGGACCAUUUUUCCACUCUGAUGAAUUUUUCAUUAAUGGAAAGGUUAAAUAGUACAAUCAGCACCAAAUCAAGUCUUAUUUACAAUUUUUUUUCAAUUAAUUGUAGUAAAGAUUUAGUUAAGCAAGUUCUGCUUGAAGCAACAGUCAUAUGCAUGGAAAAUGGGGGAAUUGCACGAGCUGUUUGUUUGGCGUGGCUACCUUUGCUUAUAGCUUAUUUUGGUGAUAAAACUGAUCAUUUGUUACAAUCAGUAAAUCGUUUAGCAUCAAUUCAAGAAAUUGAAGAAAAUUGUCCAACAUCACAUCCUAUAAUUGUUGUAAAAGGAACUUGGUUUGAUUCAGAAAAUUUUUAUAUUUUGGUGGAAAAGAAAGUGUGCUAUACCUUCACUGAUGCUUUGCCAGCCAUUGGGGCAUUGUUUGCUGUUCAUUAUGUAAUGAAUAUGCAAUAUCAUCCAAAUGUUUUUGCUUCAUUAGAGUUUAUUCAAAGAUACAUGGUCGACUACAAUCCUGAUAAAGGGAAAAGAAAUGCUAAAGGAAAGAAAAAAGGAGCACUCAUUUGCCCACGCAUUGUCACGUUAAUUCGAGAAUUAAAUAGUUUUGGUUUGAACUCUGUUUGAAUAAAAGUUUUUAGAAUUAGUA
This is a messenger RNA of Hydra vulgaris (swiftwater hydra), 1499 nucleotides long. RefSeq lists its product as uncharacterized. The record is from RefSeq and is a predicted model, not a curated record. Lineage: Eukaryota; Metazoa; Cnidaria; Hydrozoa; Anthoathecata; Hydridae.